CUGACUAAAAGGAAAUACUCAAAUAUUAUAAGUGAAAACGUGUGCUUCCGGUUGGCGCGAACAUAAUGACAACGGUAACGGAAGUAGAUGCGGGUGGUGCGAGCAUGACCAUAACUCUGGUGGACGGGGAUUACCACAUGCCUCCAUUUGAUCCCAACCCCAAGGACACGGAAAAAAGGGUGAAGGCAGUUCCAGAAUUCAAGUGCCGCCCAGAUGACGUCUUCUUGUUCAGUGCCAUUAAAUCAGGCACCCACUGGGUCUGGGAGAUUGUGUCAAUGUUGUACAACGGCCGAGCAGAGACGAUUCAGAAGAGUAAGGUGACGGGCAUGCUGGAGUUCCCUUCAGACAAGGAGGCAGAGCCGUCCCCACGCAUCCUUAAUUCGCAUCUAAAGCCGAAGUACCUGCCUAAAGCGGUCUUCCAGGAGAAAAGAAAAGCAGUGCUGGUUCUCAGAAAUCCAAAGGACGUUGUCGUGUCGUACUUUUUCCACGCUAAAGGAAAUGCCAUUUUGAACUACGAAGGCACAUUUGAGAAUUUCCUAAAAAUGUCAAUGGAAGGAAGAGUCGAGUAUAACGGUAUGCUAGGCUUUGUUGAGUAUGUACGUGAUUGGGACAAGAUCCUGAAAGAGAAAAAGUAUCCCAUACACGUAGUCUUCUAUGAGGAUCUUCAGGAGAAUGGUUUAGUUGAGAUAAAGAAACUAGCCAAAUUCCUGGAAGUAAAGGCUUCGGACGAACUGUUGAAAGCUGUCUUUGAUAAAUGUCGUUUUGAGAUCAUGAAGCUCGACAAGAAGGAUCUACAGGCUGUUCCUCUCAAAAAGGAUUUCUCUUUGUUUCGGAAAGGCAAGAUUGGCGACUGGAAUAACACUUUCACCGAUGCUCAGAAAAAGAUGUAUGAAGCGUUCCUAGCCGAGAAACUGGAUGACUGUACACUGAAGUUUCGCUAUGAAUACAAGAAAUAAAAGACUAGAAUGUGAAAGCAUGUGAGAUAUGUGUAAUAUUUGAACAUGUUGAUCAGCAUUUUAAGCAUUUCGACUUCCGGUAUUUUACUUCGUUCUUCAUUUGCUUACUAAAAAAUAUUCAAAGCAAGAAUCCCAAAAUUUAAUACAUGUAUUCACAAAAGCUAAAAAUGUAAACUUAAUCUCGAGCCCCCGCUGCGAUAUAUUCAUUUGAUCAUGCAUUUAGCCAACCUACUUACUUAAAUCUGAUAUUAGAAACCAUAACAUAAUUCAUCAUCUUUCAAAUAUCUUUAAAAAGGAGAUAAUUGCAAAAUCGGAUUGGUCAGAUUAUGUUAAAACUUUGAAGGAUUGUUCCCCUUGAUCAGUUUCAACCAUUGGUGAAAUGGGGUCACAUGGAAAUGUUUGAAACACACUAGAGGCAUUAGACUUGGUCCAAUAUUCAUUAAAAUUGGAAAAUUAUGUCACAUGGAAAUCCUUGAAACACACUAUAGGCAUUAGAUUUGGUCCAAUAUGCAUUAAACUUUAUCAGAAAUUACCCUUUGCUGAACUCUUGGGCGAAUUUAAAAGUGGUUCACAUGUAAUCAACAGUAAGAUCACUUGGUCAAAUCUUAGAUUUUUCUCGUCUGGAAUCAUAUCAGGUCAUUCAUUGCUUAGAUCAAACUAGAAUAUAAUGUUUCCCUUGAUGAAAUCGGGGGAUACCUAUUAAAAAAGUUUGCUUCUUAUCAUUGGUUUAAUUUACUUGAGAGCUGGAAGAUAAGAAUAUUGACUAUAUACUAUGGUUAAUGCAUGUACAUAACCAUUUUUUGAAAGUAAACAAACAUUUCUUCACAUUCAAAAAUUACCAGAAGAACUAGUACAUAAAUCAUCACAACACUGCAUUCAAAACCAUGUUUUUAACACCAAGUUCUAUAAGCGACAUAUACAUUGUAUCCUAUUACAGGACUAUUCUAAGUCUUUUGUGUGGGAGGCUUUUUAUUUCGUCACAAUUGUGGAACUGUCUCACACAUUGGGAUCCCCUUGCAGUGUCAUCUGGGCCUAAAUCUGUUCAACAUAAAACCAUCUUACAACAUGGAGGAAAAAUAGAAAUGCUAUGUUGUCGAUAGGAAUUUUGUCUUCAUUUAUAAGCUGAUUGAAGAACUUUUUCACAUUUUCCUAACGACUUAUAUCUCAUCAGCCAAUAUCCUCACUAGCUCAUGUAAAACUUCAUUGUCAGUACUUGAAUCGGUUUCAAAUACAUCGUCCCAAAUGUCGGAGCUGAAAUAUUCCCUUUCACUUAGGUUUUCAGUUUUUGUUAUAUUUAUUUGCAAUGGACUCUCUUUUGGUAUUACAUUUCUACUUGAAAAUAUGUAUUUUUUUUAUUUCUUCAUCUAUAGUUAUUGUUCUUGCUUGUUCGUGGCAGAAGGUUGCACUGAUUUUGUAAUAAACUUUAAAACAUU
Messenger RNA from Mya arenaria, 2389 nucleotides. RefSeq names its product sulfotransferase 1 family member D1-like. Gene Ontology annotation, molecular function: sulfotransferase activity. Bases 66 to 956 code for a protein of 296 amino acids. The record is from RefSeq and is a predicted model, not a curated record. Gene Ontology annotation, biological process: sulfation. Gene Ontology annotation, cellular component: cytoplasm. NCBI's taxonomy places the organism in Eukaryota, Metazoa, Mollusca, Bivalvia, Myida, Myidae. The transcript has 6 exons.